This is a messenger RNA of Aspergillus candidus, 1611 nucleotides long. Its product is annotated as cytochrome P450. NCBI's taxonomy places the organism in Eukaryota, Fungi, Ascomycota, Eurotiomycetes, Eurotiales, Aspergillaceae. The transcript is spliced from 3 exons. The record is from RefSeq and is a predicted model, not a curated record. Bases 1 to 1611 code for a protein of 536 amino acids. Gene Ontology annotation, molecular function: heme binding; iron ion binding; oxidoreductase activity, acting on paired donors, with incorporation or reduction of molecular oxygen.
AUGUCGACGGCCAGUCUCAUAAUAACCGUCAGCCUCGCUCUGCUGACGGCUGUAGGAUAUGGACUCUAUGUUGGGUAUCACCACCGACGGCGCAUCUACCGAUUGCGCCAACAGGGGAUGGCCAUGCCCGAAUGGAGCUGGCUAACGGGCCAUCUCCUGGUCUUAAACAAAUACCUCAAGACCCUACCCCGCGAUGUGAGCGUCAACCUCGCCGUUCGCGAUCUAGCCCUAGAGUACGGCGCCACCGAGAUCUUCCUCCUCGACAUGUGGCCCAUCUACCCAGCGGAACUUGUCAUCUACGACCCGGAUGCCGCGAUUCAGAUCACCUCCAAGUGGAAUCUGCCGAAAACCGAAAAGUUCGCCCACGCGAUGACGCCCAUCACGGGCGGUCCUAGUCUGAUCGCCAUGGGCGGCGCAGAGUGGAAACGCUGGCGCGCCUUGUUCAAUCCUGGCUUUAGCGCCGCGAGCAUGACUGACCUUGUGCCGAGUAUCGUGGACUCGGCGCAGGUGUUUAGUGAUAAGUUGCGCGAUCGAGUUGGGAAGGGGAUGUUUCUUCUUGAUGAUUUGACCACUCGGUUGACGAUGGAUGUCAUCCUGAAAGUGACGCUAGACGCCGACCUCGACUACCAACGGUCCGACAACCCCCUAGCCACAGCACUCAACAAAGUCACCACAUGGCACAGUUUCUGGGACCCGCGCAUUCUAGCACAUCCCCUCCGGCCAUUCAUCCAGCGCUACUACGGCUCUGUCAUGGAUCGCUACAUCCGCACAGAGCUAGACAAGCGAUUCUGCGAAGCGCAUGACUCCUCCCCCAAGCGAGGCAAAUCCGUCAUCUCCCUCGCUCUCGAGGCCUACCGCACCACCAACGACGGGAACCAUAACCCCAACCGUCUAGACGAAUCGUUCGCCCGCUACGCUACCCACCAGAUCCGGCUCUUCCUCUUCGCUGGAAACGACACCACCUCCAGCACGAUAGUCUACAUAUACCACCUGCUCUCGCAGCAUCCAACCGUCCUCGCUCGCCUCCGCACCGAACACGACACCAUCUUCGGCACCGACCCCAACCCCGCUGGACUGCUCCGCGCCCGCCCCGCCCUCCUCAACGACUGCGUCUACACAACAGCAGUCAUCAAAGAAACCCUCCGUCUCUACCCCCCCGCCGCAACCCUCCGCCAAGGCGCCACCAACCACACCCUCACAGACCGGCACGGCACAAUCUACCCCACAGACGGCCUAGCAACACUCGUCCUACACCCCGCCUCGCACGCCAACCCCCGCGUCUGGCCCCGUCCGACCGAGUUCCUCCCCGAGCGCUUCCUCAUCCCCGAGACGCAUCCGCUGCAUCCUGUGCCGGGGGCGUAUCGGCCUUUUGAGCACGGUCCGAGAGCGUGUAUUGGCCAGACUCUCGUGUUUAGGGAGAUCCAGGCUGUGUUGGCUUUGACGGUGAGGGCGUUUGAUGUUGCGCCCGCUUAUGGGGAGUGGGAUGCGAUGCGGGCUGGUCGGGGGCGUGAUGGGGUGAAGACCGUUUGGGGGGAUAGGGCGUAUCAGACUGACAGGGCGGGGACGCAUCCUGCUGAUGGGUAUCCUUGUCGGGUGGCUCGGGUGUCAUAG